AUGAAUAAAUCAAAAAUAAAUGUUGUUAUCGAAUACGAGUUCCGUCGUGGACUCACUGCAGCGCAGACAACUCGAAAUAUCAAGAACAUAUUUGGCGAGGAUGCAGUUAAAGAACAUAUAGUACGUCGAUAUUUUGAGAAGUUUCGUUCUGGCAAUUUUAAUCUUGAAAAUGAGUCACCUAGGCAAUUUGAGAGCAAGAUGAAUAAUAAGCUGAAAGCUGUAAUAAAAGCGGAUACAUCUCAAACUAAACAUGAAUUAGCAGCAAGAUUUGGCGUUACUAUUCCAACAAUAACAAAUCAUUUGAAACAAAUCGGCAUGGUACAGAAGCUGAAUAGAUGGGUUCCGCGUGAAUUAGACGAGCAGCAGAAGAGAAAUCGUCUCGAAGUUUGCCUUUCUUUACUGUCACGGCAAAAAGGCGAACCAUUUCUACAUCGUAUUAUUACGUAUAAUGAAAAAUCGAUUCUUCUUGACAAUCGCAAACGUACGGCACAAUUGGAUAAAGAUGAAGUGCCAAAACCAAAUAUUCAUCAACAAAAGCUAAUGGUGUCUGUUUGGUGGUCCAGUGAUGGGGUUAUCCACUACAAUUUCACAAAACCUGGUGAAUCGAUUACAGAGGAUAAUGCAUAUUGCAAACAAUUGGAUAAAAUGAUGAAGAAGCUUGCGAUUAAGCAGCCGAGAUUGACGAAUAGAGACAGACCGAUUUUAUUGCAAGAUAACGAUCAACCACGUAUCUCACAAACAGUGCUGCUCAAAUUGCAGCAGCUGGACUUAGAAAUCCUUUAUCACCCACCGUAUUCACCAGACCUUGCGCCAACUGAUUACCAUUUCUUUCGGAAAUUAGAUCACUUUCUGGAAGGACAAAGAUUUAAUUCUUACGAAGAUGCAGUAAACGUAUUUUCAAAAAUCGUUGACACAUGCUCUGCAGGCUUUUUUGCAGUCGGCAUAAACGAGCUACCGUUAAGAUGGCAAAACUGUAUCAAUAAAUUUGGCGCAUACUUUGAUUAA
Molecule: messenger RNA, 1005 nt
Organism: Solenopsis invicta (red fire ant)
Lineage: Eukaryota; Metazoa; Arthropoda; Insecta; Hymenoptera; Formicidae
Product: histone-lysine N-methyltransferase SETMAR-like
Exons: 1
Coding region: 1-1005 (334 amino acids)
Molecular function (GO): nucleic acid binding
Source: RefSeq, a predicted model, not a curated record